Molecule: messenger RNA, 1032 nt
Organism: Cavia porcellus (domestic guinea pig)
Lineage: Eukaryota; Metazoa; Chordata; Mammalia; Rodentia; Caviidae
Product: olfactory receptor 51T1-like
Exons: 1
Coding region: 25-1032 (335 amino acids)
Biological process (GO): G protein-coupled receptor signaling pathway
Cellular component (GO): plasma membrane
Molecular function (GO): olfactory receptor activity; G protein-coupled receptor activity
Source: RefSeq, a predicted model, not a curated record
UUUCAGGGGUGUCCUCCACUCACCAUGUUAAUUUUCAACAACACUACAUCCUCCUCCUCCAGCUUCCUCCUCACUGCUUUCCCUGGGCUGGAACUCGUGCAUGUUUGGAUCUCCAUUCCUGUCUGCUGCCUGUACACGGUUGCCCUCUUAGGGAACAGCAUGAUCUUGGUCAUCAUUGUUACAGAGCGGAGUCUCCACAAACCCAUGUACUAUUUCCUCUCCAUGCUCUCAGUUGUUGAUCUGUGUCUGACCAUCACAACCCUUCCCACUGUGCUUGGGGUUCUUUGGUUUCAUGCCCGGGACAUCAGUAUUAAAGCUUGUCUCAUCCAAAUGUUCCUUGUGCACACUUUUUCCUUCCUGGAGUCCUCGGUGUUGGUGGCCAUGGCCUUUGACCGCUUCAUGGCCAUCUGUAACCCUCUGCAGUAUGCUGUUGUCCUCACAGACAUGAUGAGCCUGGUGAUAGCACUCACUGUGUUCCUACGGCAAGUAGUUUUCUUUUUCCCCUGUGCUCUGGCCUUGAUCAGUGUGUCUUUCCAUGGAGGUCACGAACUUUCCCAUCCAUUUUGCUACCACCCAGAUGUGAUCAAAUUCGCGUAUUCCAACGCUUGGCUCACCAAUUUUUGGGGGAUGUUUCUUCAGCUCUACCUGAAUGGCACUGACUUAUUGUUCAUUCUUUUCUCCUAUAUCCUGAUCCUUCGAACUGUUCUGAGCAUCGUGACCCCAAAGAAGCAACAAAAAGCCCUCAGCACUUGCGUCUGCCAUAUCUGUGCAGUUACAGUUUUUUACGUGCCAAUGAUCAGCCUGUCUUUAGCCCACCGCCUUUUCAGUUCCACUCCAAGAGUGAUCUGUAGCAUUUUAGCCAAUAUUUAUCUGCUGUUACCACCUGUGCUAAACCCCAUCAUUUACAGCUUGAAGAUAAGAGUGAUCCGUCAGGCCAUCGUGCAGCUGCUCCAGUUCAAAAGUUUAAGGGACACCAAAGUGAGAAGACUCUGGGGAAGGUGGAACCGAAGGGGUAUAACUUCUAGCACAUAA